This is a messenger RNA of Geodia barretti, 1014 nucleotides long. Lineage: Eukaryota; Metazoa; Porifera; Demospongiae; Tetractinellida; Geodiidae. The record is from the annotation of a GenBank genome assembly.
UUGCCUGAAGUUGUUGCACUGGCUUUGCUGGUUGUCAAUGCUUUGUUGGUGGUAGAACGUGUCGUCACAGGGCCCUUGGCUGAACCGGUAGAUGCUUUCUUGGGUGAUGUUGGUGUAGGUUUCGUCUUGGCUGAAAUUGGUGUAGGUUUCACUGUAGCCUUAGCUGAAGAUGCUGCACUAGAGGCAGUGGCUUUAGUAGACAGUGAACCUUUGCAAGGUGCUGCUGAAACCUUGGCUUUGCUGCUAACUUUGGCUGAUGCUGCUGCACUGGCUUUGCUGCUAUUCUUAGCUGCAACAGUAGAUGUGGCACUGGCUUUGCUGCUGGUCUUAGCUGAAGCGACAGAUGCUUGCCUGCUGGAUGAUGUCGUCAUCUUUGCAACAGUAGCAGUCUUUGUUGGGCCACUAGACACGGGGCCGGUGUGCUUCGCUUUACCAGCAGCAGACACUGCAGUAGACUUGCCGGCAGACGUCUUGGAGCUAGCAGAAGACACACUUGCAGGAGUGGCAGCCGCCGUUGUUGGGUUAGCCUUCUCAACUGCAGUUGACCGAGAAGUCUUAGUAGCAGUUCUAGACGGGGCAGAUUUAGCUGAACCAGAUUUACUCGCAGGUUCUGCUUUAGCUGAGGUGAUUUUCGGUUUGGAAGUGGCAGAUAAGGAUGUCAUAGUUGUCGGUUUUGCAUUUGAUGAUUUCAUUGCUGCAUUUGUCGAUGAUUUUGGCUUUGCAUUUGAUGACGAUGAUGUCGUAAAUGUAGGUUUUGAUGAUGUCAUUGCUGCAUUUGAAGAUGACGUCGUUGCUGCAGGUUUUGCAUUUGAUGAUGAUGUCAUUGCUACUUUUGAAGUUGCUGUAGGCUUUGCAUUUGAUGAUGAUGUCAUUGCUGUAGCCGAUGAUGAUGUCAUUGCUACUUUUGACGUUGCUGUGGGCUUUGCAUUUGAUGAUGAUGUCAUUGCUGCACUUGAUGAUGUUGUUGUAUCUGUAGAUUUCUCUUUUGAUGACAACAGUCACCGCCCCAACUGA